AUGCGUUUACGACUAUCUGGACUACCUGAAGCUUCUGAUACAUGUAAUUCAUUACUUGCACCUCGACUUCGUCGAAUCGUCGAGAUCCAACAAUGUUCUCUAGCAUGGCCCGCUUUUGGCAUCAAGAAAACAAUAUUUGAAGGUCAUACAUAUUCAGUCACAAAUACCUGUAGUAUGGAUUCUCCACUUUUCGCUCUUUAUUUUAUCUUUCGAACAGAGCCAAGCAUCAAUGAAAUAAUCUUAAAUUCUGAAAACGAACCGUUCAGUUCACUUCGAGAGACUUUCUUAUUAGUUGAAUCAGACGGAUGGGACCAGGCCAGAUUACAAUGGCUAAUCAGUCACGGUCUCCUAAAUCGUAAAGGUGUCAAUACAAAUGACAUCUAUGGAUCGCUCGACACGAAUGUAAUACGUUUCAUAAAAAACCCUCUUCAACUUCAUCAAGCUAAAACUUUUUGUGCUCGUCAUACAUGUCCACAGCGUGAGCGUACCAUUAAAACUACUGAUAUAGGUGUCGAAUGUUGGGAAACUUCCAUUUCAAAAUUUGAGUAUGAAGAUACUUUUCCUUGUACCGCUUUCGUAACCAAAUUAGGAGAUAUUACAUAUAAAGACGCAUUUCGUCUUCGCUAUAAGCGAUGUAGAACACAGGUAAUCAAUGUCGAUUCAAAUACAAUGGAAUACACUGAAGGUUGGCAAUGUAAUGAAAAAGUAAUUAUGCAACCAGCUACUUUUGUUAAUGGGCAGCCACCAUUUCUUUUCGCGGACAUUGUUCACCCAAUAGCUGAAGAUUCAGAGACAAAAAAGUUGAGCGCGGUCAGUCUCAACAUCCACGACAUUCCACGCAAUCUCACGGUUGGUUCAUCCACGUAA
This is a messenger RNA of Rotaria sp. Silwood2, 867 nucleotides long. Lineage: Eukaryota; Metazoa; Rotifera; Eurotatoria; Philodinida; Philodinidae. The record is from the annotation of a GenBank genome assembly.